UGCCUUAACUCAAUUUAACAGGCAACAAAGGAAGAGGCCGGGAGCUCCUCAAGUGUGCUAACCUAGUCAGUCAGUCAGUCAGAAAGAAAGGUGUCACUUUAUUGUGUCGUAUUCCAGAUUAUCUCAUCGCACCUUUUUUUCCUCAGAUGUACCAAGCCCUGGACAUGUAAACGCUGAUCUUUUGCUGCGGAUUGGCAAGCAGAAUAACUGCAAGCAUCAAAUGAAAGGUGCUGGAUGUGGAACUUGACCCAUUCAAUCAAGUCGAGUCACAUUUUCUCUGCGCAUAAUGUUUGUGGGCUCCGCUGUAUGCAUGACUUAUGUGCAACCUGAUGGGAGGAUACUGUGGCUAGUUCUUUCAUCAGGAUACGAGGAGAGACAUCUCAUGCCCCCCACCUUGGCGGAGGGCCAGUCAGAAUGAAGAAGAUCAGCCUUAAGACCAUUCGGAAGUCGCUGAGCAUAAAGGGUAAAGAGGACGGCGACUUUGUCAUGCUCCAGCAGGCCCCAGUGGCCGCAGAGUUCUCCAAGGACGAGUCACUUUUCGGAGGCUGCUACACCAAAGACCUUUCCGUGUGCGACCUGGGUGGCGAGGAAGACAAAGGUGGGCAGAAUAAGAGCCGGUCAAAGAGCGAAGGCCUGAUGGGAUCGCUUAAGAGAAGGCUGUCGGCCAAGCAAAAGGCGAAGAGCAAAGCGGGGUCCUCCGCCAUCGGCUCGACGGACGACGAGGACACCUUCUCCUCCUCUUCGGCGCCCAUCGGCUUCAACGAGGUUAAGGCCCAGCGACCUCUAAGGUCCGCGUCGCUCCGGAGUCACCACUACAGCCCCUCGCCUUGGCCUCUGCGGCCGGUCAACUCAGAUGACGCUUGCAUUAAGAUGGAGGUCAAAGUGAAAGCCAUGGUCCACUCUCCCAGCCCCAGCCCCAACUUGAACGGCAUCCGAAAGGAAUUCAGCGAUUUUCAGAUGAAUGAGCUCUUUCAGGACCAACCCGAAUCCUUCAAAAACCUCCAGCAGCCGCAAAACGGCGAGCUGCAUUUAAAUAUUGACGAUAGUGACGUGCCUGUGGUGCUGGGGUUGACGCCCCAAGACUACAUUCAGUACACGAUGCCUUUAGAUGAGGGAAUGUACCCCGAAGGGUCCCACUCCUUCUGCCUGGACAGCGCGUCUCCCAUGGAGGUGGCGGCAGAGGCGGACAACGGGUCCCUGCUGAUGGAUCCGGGACAGGAGGAGCACCAAAUGGUUGGCGGCUUGCCUCCAGAUCUUUUCAUGGACACUUCCAUGAAUAGUCUUCUGAUGGCUUCCGCCGGCGUCGUGCUCCAAAAUUCCAGAGGCGAGGGCCCACCUCCCCUCUCUCCUCUCCUGCCUCCCAUGAGCAGCAACGCUCGCUUUCCCAGGACGUUCUCCAGCUUUGGCUCCUCAGACAGCCAGGUCGCCGAUCGAGUCCGGCAUCACCUUAACUUCGAUCCCAAUUCGGCUCCCGGAGUGGGUCGGGUGUACGACUCGGUCCAAAGCAGCGGGCCCAUAGUGGUGACCAGCCUGACGGAGGAGCUGAAGAAGCUGGCUAGGCAGGGCUGGUACUGGGGCCCCAUCACACGCUGGGAGGCGGAGGAGAAACUAGUCAACCUGGCCGAUGGCUCCUUUUUGGUCCGAGACAGCUCGGACGACAGGUACCUGCUUAGCCUGAGCUUCAGGUCGCAGAGCAAAACUCUCCACACCCGCAUCGAACACUCCAACGGGCGCUUCAGCUUUUAUGAGCAGCCCGACGUGGAGGGACACACGUCCAUCGUGGACCUCAUCGAGCACUCCAUCAAAGACUCUGAGAAUGGAGCUUUUUGUUAUUCCAGGUCCCGCUUACCGGGCUCUGCCACCUACCCGGUCAGACUCACCAACCCCGUUUCUCGCUUUAUGCAAGUGCGCUCCCUGCAGUACCUUUGUCGCUUUGUCAUUCGACAAUACACCAGGAUAGACCUCAUCCAGAAACUGCCCUUACCUAACAAGAUGAAAGAUUACCUACAGGAGAAGCACUACUGACACACACACACACACGCACACACGCACGCACGCACACACACACGCACACACACACACACGCGCGAACACACACACGGGAGUCUUUUGCACUUUUUAUGUUCAGUCAAGGUCUCCGCUAAUCCAUCCAGAUGAGCGCUGGAGGUCAACCACACACAAAGCAGUUAUCCCACUUGCGCAAUCAAACCCAAAAUUCUAAAUGAAAGGCUACCAGUACAUUGCUAUCAAAUGAACUUCACAAUGACCAUUUUUGGGCCUUCAAAAAAAACCUGCAAAUCCUCUUAAGUUCAUCGCAGUACACGUUUGGUGGAACCUGAGAAAGCACAAAGCGAAACAAGACUAGACUCAAGUGAUUCGACAAUUAAUUGCAAAAACAAAUGCCAUGUGAAUAUGAAAUCAUAAUUUUUGUAUGUAUAAAAUUUUGUGCGUGACGUGCAAGUAGACAAAAUUGCGACAUUCGGAAUAGUUUGGUCAUGAGCAUGGAGCUUUAAAUGGCUAUGUAGAGCCAUCCGAUAUUAUGCAAGUCUCACGGUACUGAUGAUGCUGGAUCUUUUUUUUUUCAUGUUGUGCCGUUUGUUGUGCAGCAUUGUGUUAAUCUUGUGUUCUACAAAUAAGGUGGACCUAUUAUGCUUAUUAAUGAUUUGAGAUACAAUGUUUGUAACAAUAUGAAGGGAUAUCACCUUCGAAUAUUUUUAGAAUCGAUAUUCCAUCAAAUAAUCGGAUACAAUUUUAUUUGCAUUAAUGUAUUAAUUUUCUUUCCCCCCGAAUACAGUUUAUUUACCAAUUAUUUGUGUUUAUUUGGGAUUAUUUAGUGAUUAAAGGAAUCCGAAUAUUUGGACAAUCCUUAAUGUCUUUAAACGAUUACUAGAUUCUUAAAAUACGAGGCGAUUUAUCGGUUUGUUGCCGACCGAUACAUUUUCACACCACUACAUGUAUGCUAAAUUAGUGUUUCUAUUCUUACUUUUCUUGACCAUUUUGGUUGUUAAAAAUCGAGUUGAGCAUAAUAGGUCCCUUUUUUUAAAAUAUUUUUUUGUGUCAGAAAUAGUAGACAGCAACUCGAGUGAAGAACUUUGCUGCUCUUUGGUUAUUUGCAUGUCGCAAAGGCUUCAACGGUUGACCUCAACGAAAAAAAGAUGUCAUGAACCCAAUAAAACCUUGCUGCGGUUUAUAAAUUGUCCUCUAGAACCCUAAAAGCAGACCUGUCGUCACUUGCCCCGAAUCUGUACGUGAUGUCUCGGCUCAAAUACAGAAAAAGGGAAAAGCACAGACUUCAUUACGCAAGUGCUUUGAGACGGAUUCCCAGAGAGGGAAUUCUGAUGAUGUGACUUUUGACGUUAUUGUUCGACGAUAAUACGGCCUUGGUUUUUAUGUAGCUGGAAACGUUCAAUAUCGGAGGAAUUAGGACCUCGGUGUAAUGGUGUUGUUGCAUGUUAAAGGUCGGAGUCGGACCAGGGAUGUUUGCUUUCUAUCAAACACGAGCCGGAUGUUUUGUAGUUUUAUUUUUGCCAUCUUGGGGGAAUUAUGCUACACGAGAAGGAAUGUGUGCUCGUUUGGAGUAAAAUUAAGAGAACAAACUAGUACAUUGAAGAAUUCUUUUGCACUUGGAUAUUUAUUUUUUUUUGUUACAGCCUGCCAAGAAUCGUCCGUAUGCGUUUGCUUCACUAGAUUCUGUUUUUAGUUUGGUGUCAUGUGCGGAACAUGAAAGCAACGACAUUCUGUCCAGAUAGGCUGAUCAUGACUGUGGAUGUAUUUUUUUUAAUUGAAAUGUGAACGACAGAUGCUUUUGAUACAGUGUUUGUUUCUGUUUUUGAUUUACAAUUUAUUGACGAGCGGGAAGUGUUGCUGCUCCGCCCCCCCCUCCCAAAUACUUGUAGUUGAUUAAGAAAUGACACAUUUUGUAUGAUUAUGGCGACGCAUGUUAAGUGUCACAGAUUUUUGAUGAAGGUAAUCGUUUACAUUUUUUUUUUAAGGCCGUCCCCUGUUUCUCAAAUAUAUUGGUACAAGACUUUGUCAUGUGUUCUACACAUUUUGUGCUGCUUACGGAAAAUGAUUGCCUUUGUUGUAUUUAAUAACGGGGGUGCCGCCGAUAUCAACGUACUUGGGAGAGCAACGGCGAUUUGCAAUUUGUUAAAAACUGUAGUUCACUAGUCAUUAGUAAACACUCUCUAGGAUUACUAGUUCAAACCAGUUUACAUUGGUUGUCAACUUUGAAGAGUAGACAGACUUUUGUAAUUUCUUUUGGUAAUCAGCAGUGAUUUAUUGCACAUUUUGGAUACAGUAAGAGUUUUUGUAUCUGCCAAUUAUAAAUUAUAAAUAAAAAAUAUAUAU
This is a messenger RNA of Syngnathus acus (greater pipefish), 4350 nucleotides long. It is a transcript of the gene socs6a, whose product is annotated as suppressor of cytokine signaling 6. The record is from RefSeq and is a predicted model, not a curated record. Gene Ontology annotation, biological process: phosphatidylinositol phosphate biosynthetic process; regulation of growth; intracellular signal transduction. The coding region runs from base 415 to 2025 and encodes 536 amino acids. The transcript has 3 exons. NCBI's taxonomy places the organism in Eukaryota, Metazoa, Chordata, Actinopteri, Syngnathiformes, Syngnathidae. Gene Ontology annotation, cellular component: phosphatidylinositol 3-kinase complex. Gene Ontology annotation, molecular function: 1-phosphatidylinositol-3-kinase regulator activity.